CAGAGCUGAAACCAGCACACUUCCACUGCCUACACCUGCCUGCACCUGCCCUAGGCUCUGUAAAAGAGCCAGUGUUUGCCAUUUUAACCCAGACCAACAGUGCUGACUUUCCACUCAUCACCACCCACAAUAGCACAGACCAAUACACCAUGGGAAAUGAAACCACAGACUUCACUUACUGGCCACUGACAACAGAAUUUGACUACGGUGAUUCAACACCAUGCAUGGGAACUGAGGAAAAGCACUUUGCAGGAAAAUUUUUGCCACCUCUUUAUUCUUUAGUGGUGAUAUUUGGCCUGACAGGCAACAUGCUUGUUGUCCUUAUCCUGGUAAAAUACAAGAGGCUGAAGAGUAUGACUGACAUCUACCUGCUCAACUUGGCAAUUUCUGAUCUGCUGUUUGUAUUUUCGCUCCCUUUUUGGGCUUAUUACGCAGUUCACGACUGGAUUUUUGGGGAGGCGCUGUGUCGAAUUCUGUCAGGUGUCUACCUCCUUGGCUUUUACAGUGGCAUCUUUUUCAUAAUCCUGCUGACCCUGGACAGGUACCUGGCCAUAGUGCAUGCGGUGUUUGCUUUGAAAGCCAGGACAGUCACCUACGGCAUCCUCGCCAGCGCUGUCACUUGGGCUGUUGCUACUCUUAUUUCUGUCCCUGGGGUAGUAUUUCACAAAACUCAGAAGGAAAGUUCAGGCUAUACUUGCAGUGCUCAUUUUCCAAGUGAUUCCACUAUAAAUUGGAAGUACUCUUUUGUUUUAAAGAUGAACAUUCUGGGACUUAUUGUUCCAAUGCUCAUUAUGAUUUUCAGUUACUCACAAAUUCUAAAAACAUUAUUGAGAUCUAAGAAUGAGAAAAAACAGAAGGCAGUCAGACUUAUUUUUGUAAUCAUGAUUUUUUACUUCAUCUUCUGGACACCAUUCCAUAUUUCUUCUUUUUUGCAUACAUUUCAAAAUUCAUUUUUCAUCCCAAAUUGUGAACUUAAAGGCCAACUGGAGAAGGCAAUUCAAGUGACAGAAACAAUCUCAAUGAUCCACUGUUGCAUCAAUCCUGUGAUCUAUGUAUUUGUUGGAGAAAAAUUUAGGGCAUAUCUUUAUACCUUUUUCCGAAAGCAUGUCGCACCCCACCUUUGCAAAAAAUGUCCAAGUCUUUAUCGUGAAAAACUGGAAAGAGCCAGUUCCACAUUCACACAAUCCACUGCAGAGCACGACAUCUCUACUGGACUGUAAAAAUACAUUACAUCAGAACAUCAGUUAGCAAAUUUUGCAUCACUUGCUUUGCCUUAAGCAGUGUCUGACACUAUUUAAGAUCUUUGUGUUGACCACUACUGAAAACUGUAUGACCCCCUAUUCUUGUGGUCAACUGCCCCCUGAGAUUACAGCAUUUUCCAUUGCUAAACUAAGAGAAUCAAUGAGUUCUCCAGGAAACAUUAACUGCAUAGCUGGGUCACAUCAAGUUUUAAACAGGGUCCAGACGAAUAUGUGUGCUUUUUUACAAAAAUCUGUCCACUGAGAUUUACUGAGGGGGAAACACAAUAUUGAAAAUCUAAAGGGUAAUAGGUCAUCUCACAAGAUCUUACUGGGACCAUUUAACCCAAGGAUUUUUCUGUUUUUCUGAUAGUGCAGUCAUUUUUAAACAUAAUCCUUUAACAGUUAUAACUAAGUUAUAGCAUUUUGAUUUUUGUUUUUUAAUUUUAUGUCUGCCAUAUCACCAUUCAGUUGCUGACUUUUUCCCAAGUGUGCUUUUAAUCAGCAAUGCGAUUUUUGUAGGUUUUUCAAGAAACUGCACGCACCAAGUUUACUGACUGCACAAGACAAUGAUGCACUCCUAAAAAGUGUGAGCUUGUUUCUGACAAGUCGUAUCAUGCCAAGAAAAAAAACCAAACAAAACACUAAACCAGUAAAGGCCUUUCAGCAAAGAUCUGCAAGACCAGAAUGAAAAUUACCUUGGUAUGUGCUAUGCAAGUUUCUGUAUGAGAAAAAUAUCAGGACCCUCUGAAAGAUGUGAAUACAGUAUGAAAGCAGGCUUACCUAGUUCUGGACAGGUAAAUCACCUGCAGAAGAAGAGUUUUCAUGGCAACACAUGACACUGGUGUGUUAAGUUCAGUUCCUGCACAGGAAAAACAUGCUCUUCGUACACACAGGAAGUCUUACUUCUGGGAUACACUUCUAGGACGACAGUGGCCUUGGAACUGCAAAAUCCAUACAAGGCAUACCUUCCUGCCUGCCCAGGAGAAGAGUGCCUCCAGCCAACUGGUGCCUCAAUGAGAACUGCAUGCUGAUUGAGGACUCAACUCCAUUGGCUCACUGGUGUACUAUGGCCAUAUAUUUACUCCACUAUUAAGAGUUUCCCUGUAAAAGAAGGGAAUUCUAGGGACAUGGGAUUAGCAAAGAAGAGGAUGGAGGAGCAUAGCAGACAAUUUCCUACUUCAAACUGUAAAGAAGUGUAGGCAAGCACUCUUUAUGCGAGUGAACUGUCGUUCUGGUUUUCUCAUCAUUUCCUUGGAAGGGCACUGCUCAUGUGUGCAAGGACUUGCUCAUGGAAAUCUGGAGGGGCAGGUUCAGCUAAUCUCCAGCAAGGACACCAGAGGGAAUUCCACACUAUUUAUUGUCAGGCAUGCGAUGCAGAUGCCUAAAUUAACAGCAAAUCUCUUCAAGGUUCCUUAGUGGUUAGUAGAGAAUAAGAACUGCCUAAGCCAGGAGCAGUUAUGGGACUUAAAUAGUCUCAGGGGAAGAUUAACUGUCCAGCUGUGGAAGGAACACGAAAAUGCCAGCCUCUUAAUUUGGGUAUCAGAUUCCUUAAUCUAGGUGGUACAAAUACUCUUCCUCUUGCCUCAAAAUACCCAGGCACUGCUUCUCUUAUCCUUCCAGCUAUUAUAACCUUGUGAGGUUAAUAGCCACAUAUGGACUACACAAAAGACAAAAAACUACCCUCACAGUAAACUUUCUUGAUUGGAUAUAAUAGUUCUCCUUUCUUUUCUACCAUCUUUACUGAAACAAUGUGGAAAAGUACCUUUAUAAUUUUAAAGCAUAAAUUAGUUCAGUGCAACACAAAUCCUGCUGUGAUGGUGAUAUUUCUACUGCUGUGUUUAAUUGUAAAUCCUUAUCUUGUUGGAAUUAAAUUUCUUCCCAUUUUCAUGUUAAUGCAGUGAAAUUAAUAAAAUC
This is a messenger RNA of Cyanistes caeruleus (blue tit), 3155 nucleotides long. Its product is annotated as C-C chemokine receptor type 5-like. Gene Ontology annotation, biological process: G protein-coupled receptor signaling pathway; cell chemotaxis; positive regulation of monocyte chemotaxis. The record is from RefSeq and is a predicted model, not a curated record. Gene Ontology annotation, cellular component: membrane; external side of plasma membrane; cytoplasm. Gene Ontology annotation, molecular function: C-C chemokine receptor activity; C-C chemokine binding. Lineage: Eukaryota; Metazoa; Chordata; Aves; Passeriformes; Paridae.